ACUGGCUGUUAGUCCUGUCAAUCAACAACCUUAGGUGGCGUCAUUAAUGUGCGACCCUGCCUCAUAUGAGUUGAGCAACAGCGUCAACAAAAAUUAAAGGUCGAUGUCCAGGCGGUGGAGUGGGGGCCCCCCUGGGCCGGUGCUGUGUGUGGGGGCUGCGGUGGGGCCACACGGCCUGCUGGCCUCCGGCUCGGAGGGGGGGGCCGUGAGGGUGUGGAGCCAGGAGGGCUCGGUUGUGGGCAGCCUGAGCCUCCCAAGGGAGGAGGACGUCACCAGCGCCGUGUUCUCCCCCACUGGCCUGCUGUACGUAGCGCAUGGGGAGACGGUGAGCGUGCUGGACCCCCGCAGCCUAAAGGGGGCAGUCCAGGAGCUGCGGGAGGCCGGCGAGGAGGAGAUCAACGCACUGGCGCUGGACGAGAGCGGCAGCCUGCUGGCUUUGGCUGACGACACGGGAGCAGUGAGGGUGCUGGAGCUGCCAGGGGGGAGGCUGAACCGGACACUGAGGAGACACACCAACAUCUGCUCCUCCAUCGCCUUCCGCCCUCACAGGCCCAACAACCUGGUGUCUGCUGGGCUGGACAUGCAGGUGAUGCUCUGGAGCCUGCAGAAGACACGCCCCCUGUGGACUGUCAGCCUGCAGGAAGAGGAUGAGCAUCAGCAGAGGGCGGGGGAGCUCCUCAACCCUCCGCUGGCCCACUGUGUCUCCGUGGCGACGUGUGGGAACGUGCUGGCGUGUGCUGCUGAGGACGGGAGGGUGCACCUCCUGCGGGUCGGUGCCGGCUCCAAGCUGGAACAGCAGGGGGCACUGAGGGCCCACAGCCAGGGGGCCUCACAGGCUCACUUCCUACACUGCCUUCCGCACCCCUACUGGCUGGUCACCGGGGGCAAUGACGGCCUGGUAGCACUCUGGGACCUAAGCCAGCACCCUGUGGUGGCCCCGCAGGGCAACGCCCACACACGGCUGCAAGGAGCCCCUCGCAGGAAAGCUAAGGGCAGGGGGAAGGUCAGACUCCAGGCUUCAGCCAAGGCCUUGGUUAAGGCCCAGCAAGGAAGGAAGGAAAAGACUGAGCGGUUGUGGGAUAAAGGGCAGAGGGUAGGAGAGGAGGGGGAGAGGGGGGGUGAAGAGGGGGAUCCUGGUAGCAGCAUUGAGCCCUCACCUGGCCAAGAAGAGGAGCAGAAGGCUGGGCCCAAGGUCAGCUUCCACCAUGGGGACAAGGUGAACUGGAUCUGCCCUGCUCUGCUCAAGGGGGAGCCCAGCCUGGUGGUCGCAGACCAGAGUCCCAGCCUCACUGUCUACUCUCUGGCUGGCCUAUAGCUCCACCUCUGGUUGCAGAACUAGAACAGAUCAAACAACCCUCUCACUAUGCUCUCUGCUUGAUCUGUAUCAUGUAGCCAGAGCAGACUAAACCAUCAGUACUAAGAGGGGUGUUCUCCAGUAAGUGUACACUCACGCAUGACUGUACUAUGUCUGUGUCAAGGGUGUUGCAGAGGACAGUCUUAGAGGACCACUCCAGGUCAGACCAGGGGGGCUGACAAAUAAUUCAGUUAUAUUUUCAAGGUUAGUGUAGCAUGGAUAGUUGGCAUUUAGAUUUCUGUGUGCCUUGGGUGUGCUAGCCAGACUGAUGUGUAUGAUACGAUCAGCUAUAUUCUCCAUUCACAGUCUGCUGCACUGAUUUUAUACGCACAAAUCUAAAACAUUACAUGGAUUUUUGUGGUGCAAGUCUCAAUAAAGUUUCUCUGUGCUGAUG
This is a messenger RNA of Hypomesus transpacificus, 1748 nucleotides long. It is a transcript of the gene wdr53, whose product is annotated as WD repeat domain 53. Lineage: Eukaryota; Metazoa; Chordata; Actinopteri; Osmeriformes; Osmeridae. The record is from RefSeq and is a predicted model, not a curated record. Bases 104 to 1315 code for a protein of 403 amino acids. The transcript is spliced from 3 exons. Gene Ontology annotation, molecular function: protein binding.